AUGGAAUGGGAGGCAGGAGAAGACCGUUCUCGGUCUCAGCAGCAGCAGCAGCAGCAAUCGCAGCCAGGGAACUCUGCUUUCAUGAAUAACUCUGCAAUGGGCGAUGCAGGAAAUGCUGGAACGAGUCAGUCUAGCACGUCAGCACCAAUACUGUCUUCAUCAUUUGGAAAUGCAAAUCGAGGAUCAUUUGUUGGAAGCCUGAUUGCAAGUAGAGGGACUACUCGAGGUGUAGCAAACUCUACUUUCAUGAGAGGACGUGGCGGAAUAUUAGGACGUGGAGCUUCCUCAUCUUCGCCUGCUGAUGGAAUCGCUAAGUCAACAUCACAUUUGACCCAGAGAGGUAGAGGACGCGCUACCUUCCAAAAUAGAACAUUACGGAAUCCUAGUAGCAGUGUACCAAAACCUAUACCAACCGAAGUGUUGACUGAAGCUCUUGGUCUAAUACCGAGUGACUCUGCAGUACCUACAUCUAGCUUCGGACAGCCUGUAAAACCUCAAGCUAGUGCGUUCGAUUGGCCGACACCCGGCGCAACUGUAAAUAAUGCACAUCCACGGCCAGGUGCUGGAAUAGGUCUUUCAAAAUUAUAUUCGCAGGCAGUUACAGGAAUCGUACCUCAGCAGAAUGCCGUACGUCCGGCUGCAACGACUCCUCGAACUCGUGUGUCAGUGAACACGAUUCGGCCUGAACCUCAUGUGCGACCUGUACGAAGAGCAUCUGCUCCAAGUCCGAGAGCAUCCUUGGGGGUCAUGCCAAUCAACUAUAAUUUAACGCCAGAGCAGAGGAAGGAACAAGCUGUAAUCAAGAUUGCGGAGCUCAAGGGUCAACGUGAAGCACUGAGAAAGGCUUACAUUCGAGCUGGAAAGAUUCAUGAUGAUACUGCCAAAGUGAAUCUAUCAGAUGCCGUUACUCUUAUCGGAGAAUGCGAAGAUUACUGUCCGGAAUACGAGAGAUUCGAAAGAGAGUCGCAGAGUGGAGAUGUAUUUCGAUUUGAACGAGUUCCUGGUACAGACAUCACAGACCAUUCGAGAAUGGUCAAGAGAUUCAAGAGAUCAGCAGCUGGUGAUGCUCAAGUGUUGCCAUGUGACGUGAGAACACCAGCAGCUCUUAUUCGUUCGUUGGAAUUCCUCAUCCAUGAUGUUAUCGCCGAAAAUGGUCUAGUUGGUCCAUAUUAUUUUUGCUGGGAUCGAACAAGAGCCAUUCGUAAUGAUUUUACUCUGCAGAGCUACAGUGGGCCUGAAGCAGUAGAAGCACAUGAGAAAAUUGCUCGGAUGCACAUCCUGUUUGCUCACGAGUGUCAUACUUCAGAUAUGUUUAGUUACAAGCAGGAAACUGAUGAGAUGAGAAAGACACUUCGGUCACUGCAUGACUUUUACAAUGAUCGUAAUGAAAUUGGGAUCGUAUCGCCGAACGAAGCCGAAUUCCGUGCCUAUUACAUCUUGGCCCACUUGUAUGAAAACGACAAGACGGCUAUUGAUCAUUUACCUCUGCCCAUUCUCGAAGCACCGAUAAUGAGACUGGCAAUAAAAAUCCAAGCAGCUGCUCAACGUGGUCUCGGCUUGUUUCGCAAGCAGAGCAAUUCAUCCGAAGGUGCUCAGCAUGCCUAUACUAGUAUCUUUAAAAUAUUAAGUGAACCAACAACUCCAGUACUCGUCGCAACUCUAGUAUGGCAAUUCUUUCCUGAAAUUCGGAGAGGUGCCUUGAAAGCCAUGCAAGAAGUCUUUUAUCCAGAACAUAUACAUGUAUUUGAUCUGGUCGAUUUAUUGGGAUAUGACGAUGAAGACGACGCUAUAAAGGAUUUAACGCUUCACAAGAUCCCUGUAGUUUUAGAUGAAUCUGGUAUAGCUAGAGCCGAGAUGGGAUUUAGGUUUGCUCAACGGCCGGGAUCUACGAAAAGGACUAGAAGCUCUGGUGCCUUUAGUGAAGAGGCCACAUUGCCAGCAAUCCCUCGACAAUCUCUGCGGAUUAUCAGACCCAUGAUCCAAUCAAUCGAUCUGGUUGAUCUCAUAGAAGGAUUGGAUCUUGAGGGUAACAGGCCAAUUAUCAGUGUGCCAACAAGGCCGACACCGUCAAUCAUAAAGAAUGAGCCUAUUGCUUCGCCCGUAUCACCCAGAUCUCCAGUAUCUGCUCCAGGUACAUUAUUCAAUAAGGCUACUGGAAUCAUGUCACUGGGCAUACCGACGACAUCACCUGUUAAAAAUAGUCUGGGUUUAGAUAAUCGAACGUCUUUCGGGCUACCAGGAAUGUCUGCUUUUACACAAUCGCAGCAACAAAUACAGCAGCCACAACAGCAAAUUCAAUCAGCGUUUGCAAGUAAUCGGCAGGUGCCAACAUCAGGAUUCUCGUUUCUAUCUGCUCCUAAUGCAAAUAAAGAAACGUCAGGUGCUUCUAUUACCGCUGCCAACGUGAAAUCACCUACAGUAUCAGGAUUCUCGUUUUUAAGCGAACCGGCAGCUUCCAAUCCUCCGGUGCCAGUAUCAAACCCAAUGGCGUCGCUGCCAUCGAACUUCUUUCAACCACCGUCCCUCACACAACAAACUCAGCCACCACCUGCACCAGUGAAAUGUAACAUACCCAGUAGUGUCAUCAACACGGUAUUCGAAGGCAUGAUGUCUGACUUUGCCAAGGAUAUUGCUAAUGAGACAGUAUCACAACAACGGAAUCACUUUAAUACUCAGUCUAAUGCUGCUUCGGCUAUAAUUCAGCAUCUCGUUGAUGAAGUAAUCCAGUCAGAAGCAACUACCGUGGUAAGCCAGGUUGUGAAUCAGUUAAAACAGGCCGCUCGUGUAGUAGAUGUCGUUGCCAGUCGAAUGAUUGAUUUGGUAGUACGUGAUGCUAUAUUGGAAGAGGUCGUUCCAUUAUAUAGAAACCUGCAAAUCCAACAAAGUGCUUUUACCUUUUGGGCGACACGAGCUCAACAACGGUGGGACGAGCAGGAACGAAUUGCUCGGGAUGAACGUCAACGGCUGCUUGAAGAACAAAAGAAGCAUGUUGACUUCAUGCUGAAUGCUGCUGCCACUAUACCGAAUGGUGUCAUGGGACCGAAUCCUCGUCGUAAAUCGGGUAAUAGCUUCUUAGCCUCGAAUGACGGUCAAGGUGUGAAUCAUGUAGCUCAAUCUGUCAUGGUAGCCAAACAAGCAGAGGAACGAGCAAUGCGUCCACUCCCGCUAUUGGAAUUGGUCUAUCUCGGUCGUCAUAAACGCACCAUUCCAGAUGCAUAUCCUCUCUCGGACGACGAUUUAUGGCUAGUGAAAUUCGUCGUGUCUAUGCCUGCUGCCAAAGUGGCUCAUCCUUUGGUGCAGCAUGAUAAAAGUGGCUGGUUUGCCAAUACCUUCUUAAGAUAUAAAUUGGGUGGCGGUAAAGAUAAGGCUCGAGGUCUAGAAUAUCUUCUUCGAGAUGAAGCUCUGAUUGGUGGUGAACAGGCCAUCAUGUUGGUGGUUGCUGUUGAUGAAUCACCGACACUACUAGAAACCCAAUUGGAUAAUUUUGAAUCGAAUCUAUCGGGAUCAAGUGCCGCCAUAUUCGUAAUGUCGCUACCUAGUGCAGGAUCGUCUCUCGAAUCAUAUUGGCAAGAAGAGAGAUCUCGUUUGCAUGCUUUCGCAUCUCAUCUUCCUCGUCGGACAUCGAUUCCGCUACUCUUGAUCCGAUGGGUAGAUUCUACUGUAGAGGAUCAGUUUUCUCUGGCUAGUGCUACACGAAAUCUUGGCUUAAACAAACUGCAAGAAUAUGGAAUUAUGCAACUUGAAGUCAUAUCGUUGAAUGCACCAAGUCUAUGGCGAUGGGAAUCGUUUCAGUUUGAUGAAUUGGAACAGGCUUUGGAGGAUGGUGUCAAGUGGUUGAGUGAACAUGCUUUUGUUGCUGGUGGAGUUCAGAGGCAUCUUGAGCAGCAAAUCAAACAGGAAACGGACAUAAGUUUUGAGAGUCGUUUACAUACAGUCGAACGUGAAAUGAAACUACCGCUGGCCACAUCAAUGAAUGCAAAUCUGGCUGCUGUCUCGAUUCUGACGCAGAUUCACAACCAUCGUAUAUUCUGCAUAGUAGGGCCACUCUAUGAGCCUACCAUUAAGCUUUUGGCAUGGCCGGCACUCGAAUUUGCUGAUGGUGUGAAUGCGCCACCUAUAGAUUGGAAUGCACCGCAUACUCUGGCUCGUUUAGAAGAGAGCAUGAAGCCAUUGUUUAUUCCUACGUUGGUCAUUCCAGAAAGUCAAAGGCAAGAUGGUAAUUUUGAAACAAUUCGCGAUAUGUACAUAGCUCUAGUUGAGGCAUUUGUACAGCAUCUGCCUGGGAAUUCGCUUCAUCUUGUCACGUCAGCUCGUAUUGUUUUUGAACGAUUCGAGUCUGAAGUCGGUCGGAGUCAAGGAAAACCGCUCCAAAUAGGAACCGUAUUUCAGAGCAUGAUGAAUGCAGCUCUCGAUUGUCUAGAUGGCCUACUAGACGCCCAUCCCGCUUUAACAUUUACGAAAUUCACACCAUUGGCCACUCGACUGUUUGAAACACACACUGAAUCCCUCAUGGCUACAUGGCAUCAGUCCAUACCUCUUAUAAAACCACCAGCUGCUAGUGCUGUAGUGAAUGGACAUCAGUAUGGACCUGCCAAACCCAUAGUAACGAGGAAGGGUGAUAGGAGUCCAGCACCCAUGUUUGCAACGCCAUCAUCAUCACGUAAACGUCGAGCAGAGGAAGGUGUUGUUGCAGAUGGGACGUCACCUUCCCUCAAACGUAUCGGUAGUAACAACAGUGAGGUUAAUGGAGCAGCAACAGCAGUAGCAGCAGUACCACAAGCAACAGCUUUAGAAGAAGCUGAUCGUUUAUUAGACGAGUUUAGGUCGCGACAGGCGACAUUUGAUAAUCGUCGACGUAGUGAUGGAUAUGAGGAUUUGCAGAAGAAGGGUUCUACGUCGCGACGAGCUAGUCGUGGAUGGAGAUAG
Molecule: messenger RNA, 4926 nt
Organism: Synchytrium microbalum
Lineage: Eukaryota; Fungi; Chytridiomycota; Chytridiomycetes; Synchytriales; Synchytriaceae
Exons: 13
Coding region: 1-4926 (1641 amino acids)
Biological process (GO): mRNA export from nucleus
Cellular component (GO): cytoplasm; transcription export complex 2; nucleus
Source: RefSeq, a predicted model, not a curated record